AUGUCCACCAAGGCAGAGCAGUUUGCUUCAAAGAUUCGAUACUUGCAAGAGUAUCACAACCGUGUGCAGCACAAUAUUUAUCCAGUGCCCUCCGGAACUGACAUUGCAAACACACUGAAAUACUUUUCUCAAACCCUGCUCAGCAUUCUGUCCCGCACAGGCAGGAAGGAGAACCAGGAAGCUUCCAAUAUGGCCGUGCCCAUGACCAUGUGUCUUUUUCCUGUGCCAUUCCCACUCACCCCAUCUCUAAGACCACAAGUCAGUUCCAUCAACCCUACAGUUACUCGCUCCCUCCUUUACAGCGUUCUGCGCGAUGCCCCGUCAGACCGCGGGGGGCAGGGGCAGCAGAGUCGGGACGCUCAGCUCUCAGAGUACCCCUCUCUGGACUAUCAGGGCCUCUAUGUGACCCUCGUGACCCUGCUUGACCUGGUGCCCCUGCUGCAGCACGGUCAGCAUGAUCUGGGCCAGUCCAUAUUUUACACAACAACUUGCCUUCUGCCCUUUCUCAGUGAUGAUAUUCUCAGCACUUUGCCCUAUACUAUGAUCUCCACUUUAGCCACAUUUCCCCCUUUCCUCCACAAAGACAUCAUUGAGUACCUCAGCACCUCUUUCCUCCCUAUGGCCAUAUUGGGAUCUACCCGGCGGGAGGGGGGAGUCCCAGCCUAUGUUAAUCUGUCUGCUUCCUCCAUGCUCAUGAUUGCAAUGCAGUACACUACAAAUCCAGUUUAUCACUGUCAAUUGUUGGAGUGCCUAAUGAAGCACAAACAGGAAGUGUGGAAGGACCUUCUUUACGUCAUAUCGUAUGGCCCAUCCCAAGUCAAGCCUCCAGCAGUCCAGAUGUUAUUUCAUUACUGGCCUAACCUAAAGCCACCAGGAGCCAUCAGUGAAUACCGAGGACUGCAAUACACUGCUUGGAACCCUAUUCACUGUCAACACAUUGAGUGCCACAAUGCCAUCAAUAAACCUGCUGUCAAGAUGUGCAUCGAUCCCACUCUUUCGGUCGCCCUGGGAGACAAGCCGCCUCCUCUUUAUAUAUGCGAAGAGUGCAGUCAGCGUAUAGCUGGAGAUCACGCUGAAUGGCUGGUUGAUGUUCUUCUUCCCCAAGCUGAAAUAUCUGCCAUUUGUCAAAAGAAGAACUGUAGCUCUCACGUCAGGAGGGCCGUGGUCACCUGCUUCUCGGCUGGUUGCUGCGGGCGCCAUGGUAACCGGCCUGUCCGCUACUGCAAGCGUUGUCAUGUCAACCACCACAGUAGCGAGGUGGGGGCUGCGGCGGAGACUCAUCUGUACCAGACCUCGCCUCCUCCGAUCAACACCCGGGAGUGUGGGGCAGAGGAGCUAGUUUGCACCGUGGAGGCUGUUAUAAGCCUACUCAAGGAGGCUGAAAUUCAUGCAGAACAACGUGAGUUUGAGCUCAACAGGCGUCGGCAGAUGGGCCUUUCAUCCUCACAUCAUUCUCUGGACAACAUCGAGUUUGAUAACAAGGAGGACGACCAGCAUGACCAGCGCCUCCUCAGCCAGUUUGGCAUCUGGUUCCUGGUGAGCCUUUGUACCCCCAAUGAGAACACACCCACUGAGAGUUUGGCCCGGCUGGUCAGCAUGGUUUUCCAGUGGUUUCACUCUACCGCCUACAUGAUGGACGACGAGGUCGGAAGCUUGGUGGAGAAGCUAAAACCGCAGUUUGUCACAAAGUGGUUAAAGACGGUGUGCGACGUAAGAUUUGACGUCAUGGUCAUGUGUCUCCUGCCCAAACCUGUCGAGUUUGCCAGGGUGGGAGGCUAUUGGGACAAGUCCUGUAGCACAGUGACUCAACUGAAGGAAGGUCUGAAUCGCAUCCUGUGUCUGAUCCCUUACAAUGUCAUCAGCCAACCACUGUGGGAAUGCUUCAUGCCCGAGUGGCUGGAGGCCAUCCGCACAGAGGUGCCUGACCAGCAACUCAAAGAGUUCCGGGAAGUCCUCAGCAAGAUGUUUGACAUUGAGCUGUGCCCGCUUCCCUUCUCCAUGGAAGAAAUGUUUGGUUUCAUCAGCUGCAGAUUUUCUGGCUAUCCAGCGUCCGUGCAAGAGCAAGCCCUGCUGUGGUUGCAUGUGCUCUCAGAGCUGGAUAUCGUGGUGCCUCUCCAGCUACUAAUUGGCAUGUUCUCGGAUGGCGUGAACUCUUUGAAGGAGCUGGCCAAUCAGAGGAAGGCACGUGCUUCCGAUCUGACUAGCAACACCGGGGCUCGCAGGGUGAGCGUGGUGUCAGAUCCGGGACGCCGUGGCCAGCACAACACCCUCAGUCCAUUCCCGAGUCCUUUCCGGAGCCCGUUCCGCAGCCCGCUACGCUGCAGUCCGUUUAAAAACCUGGGCCACGCCGCCGGCCAUUGUGCCCUGGAUUUAGACUGCGAUGACGACGACAUGAAUCUGGGCUGUUUCAUCCUCAUGUUUGACCUCAUCCUAAAACAGAUGGAGCUGCAAGAUGAUGGUGUGAUGCUGGGCUUAGACACCUGCUUGGGGAAAGAUAUCGUAGGGAUCAUCAAUAAUGUCUUCCAAGCCCCGUGGGGGGGCUCGCACACCUGCCAGAAGGAUGAGAAGGCCCUGGAGUGCAGCCUUUGCCAAUCCAGUAUUCUGUGUUACCAGCUGGGCUGCGAGCUCUUGGAGAGGCUGACCCCCCGGGAAGAGAUACGUCUGGUGGAACCGACAGACAGUUUAGAAGAAACGUUAUUGGUUCCCCCGCCAGAUUUCUCCCUCGGAGGGGAGAACGGAAGCGAGGAAGAAGACAACCCGAAUACGGCGCACACUGACAACCCCAGCAACCAGUCUCCUGAUACUGCACGUAAGUCUCUGAAAAAUAACUCCGACAAGAGAUUCUCCUACCAGCAACUUCCUGUGACUUUGAAACUUAUAUACACCAUCCUGCAGGAAAUGUCCAAGUUUGAAGAGCCCGACAUCUUGUUCAACAUGCUGAACUGUCUGAGGAUUUUAUGUCUGCACGGAGAGUGUUUGUACCUUGCCCGUAAGGAUCAUCCCCAGUUCCUGGCCUACAUCCAGGAGAAAAUGCUUAUCCCAAGUUUGUGGUCAAUGUUGAAGUCGGAGUUUUGCCAGCUAGCCUCUUUAGCGGUACCUCAGCUCCUCCAUGCUCUCUCUUUGUCCCAUGGGGCGGACAUCUUCUGGAACCUCAUCAACACAAACUUCAACAGCAAAGACUGGAAAAUACGAUUCGAAGCAGUGGAGAAGGUGGCAGUGCUAUGCCGCUUCCUCGACAUUGGCGCGGUGACAAAAAACCACCUGCUCAAGUACUCUCUAGCACACGCUUUCUGUUGCUUCCUGGCUUCGGUGGAGGAUGUCAAUCCGGCUGUGGCCACCCGAGCCAGACUGCUGCUGGACACCAUCAAGAGGCCAGCAUUGCAGGGCCUCUGCCUCUGCCUGGAUUUCCAGUUUGACACAGUUGUGAGGGAUCGGCCCGUCAUCCUCAGCAAACUACUACUGCUUCACUUCCUAAAGAAAGACGUACCCGCUCUUAGCUGGGAGUUCUUCGUCAACCGCUUUGAAACGUUAUCGCUAGAGGCUCAAUUGCACCUGGACUGUAACAAGGAGUUCCCUUUCCCUACUACCAUCACUGCGGUGCGAACCAACGUGGCCAACCUCAGUGAUGCAGCAAUGUGGAAAAUACGGCGGGCGCGCUUCGCCAGGAACCGCCAGAAGAGUGUGCGUUCCCUGCGUGACAGCGUGAAGGGCGGCCCGCCAGAGUCCAAGCGUGCAUUUUCACUCCCCGAGUCACUGAGCAACCGACUCUCGCUAAGGCUUACCAGGCAAGAGCACUCUGCCCCAACACUUGGCGAUAUGAUCGAGAAAGUCCUGCCAGGCCAAACGCUGGCCCCCGAAGACGACAGCAUCAUCAGAGACCUGCUCCCAGAAGACGCCGGCAUAGACCAUCAAACUGUCCACCAGCUCAUCAUGGUACUCAUGAAAUUCAUGGCCAAAGACAAGAGCAGCGCCGAAGCAGACAUUGGCAGCGCCAAGGCCUUUAACACUGUGAAGCGUCACCUGUAUGUGUUGCUGGGUUACGACCAGCAGGAGGGCUGCUUCAUGAUUGCACCUCAGAAGAUGCGCACCUCCACAUGCUUCAAUGCCUUUAUUGCUGGCAUCGCACAGGUCAUGGACUAUAACAUCAGUUUAGGGAAGCAGCUACUUCCCCUGGUGGUUCAGGUGUUGAAGUACUGCACAUGUCCUCAGCUGAGACAUUAUUUCCAGCAGCCACCUCGAUGCUCACUUUGGGCCCUGAGGCCACACAUCAGACAGAUGUGGCUCAAAGCCCUGCUGGUCAUUUUGUACAAGUACCCCUACAGAGAAAUGGAUGGAAGUAAAUUUGUCAUUCAUCUGAUUUACAUUACCAUCAACACCUUGAACGCCCAGUAUCACAGCUGCCGUCCACACGCAACUGCGGGUCCACUCUACAGCGACAAUUCCAACAUGAGCCGUUACAGUGAAAAAGAAAAAGAGGAGGACAGUGUAUUUGAUGAGUCGGAUGUUCACGACACACCCACUGGAGCAGCAAACAAGGAGUCGCAAACCUUCUUUGCCCGCUUGAAAAGAAUUGGCGGCAGCAAGUCCGUCAAAUACCAACCGGUUGAGCUGAAUGCAAAGAAAAGUGAAAUCGAGCUGUCUGAGUACCGGGAAGCCAGUGCACUCCAGGAUAGCAUCCUGCACUGUGUAAGGGAGGAGAGCACCAGGAAGAAGCGUCUGCAAGCCAUGAACAAGCAGAAGUCUCUGGACAUUUCCAACACUGACUCUAUUCUAUUCAACCUGGACGAACAUCGCCGCAAAUCCUGCAUCGACCGUUGCGACUUACAGGCGCCCCCUGUUGUCUUACCCCAGUCGGCCUCCGCCCACAGCAGGCGUCACGGAAAAGGAUCAUCCGACGGUUCCUGGGUUCGCGUGGAGGGUAAUGAUGCGGUGGACAGGCGGGGUUCUCGAGGAGGGCAGUCUGACAUCUCCAAACCUGUUAUUCCUGAGGUCCGCCUCAGCUGCAUGGAGACUUUUGAGGACAAACAUGAUCGUGGCUCUACCGGGGGGUCGGCUGCAGAAAAGGAGGACCAAGACCUCAUUGACCUCUCCUCCGAUUGCACCUCCAUUCCCGAAAAGCAUUCCCUGCUUUCCAUGUCAGAUAGCGACUCCUUAGUUUUUGAGCCUUUACCUCCACUUAGGAUCGUUGAGAGCGAUGAGGACUUUGACCUCAGCACCAUAAUUGGCUCCAAGUUUACCGGUACUCCAAAAGUUCUGGCUUCCCCCGCGAGUAGUAACACUUUGCGACUGUCUCCGGUGGUGCAGGUGAGUGUGGAAGACUGUUCCAGUGACAAAAAGAUCCCAGACCUUCUGACGGGAGAAACGCUUUUGGAAAAGAAACUGACUCCCUCGAGCUCUUUGGAACUACCUGAGCGACAGGAGAACAUUUGUCAGGAGAGUCCCAUCAUGACCCUGAAGCAGAAGCGAGACCUGCUGAAGAAGACACCCCAUUUGCCGGACACGUCGCUGGAUGACGCAUUUGGGACACUAGAGGAGGGCAAGUGUUCGAGCCCCUCCGGCAGGAUGAUCUUUUUGGACAUCCCGGAGGACAAGGCAGAACAUCUGUCCUCACCGGAGAGAAGCAAUGACGAGGAAGAAUAUGGUGACGAUGAGGAGGACGACGACAUGGGGGAUGAAGCAGACAGCGAUAACAAACCACAUGACGGUGAUGACAACGACGAGGCAGAGUUUAAAAUUCAGAUCGUUCCUCGACAACGAAAGCAAAGGAAGAUAGCUGUCAGCGCCAUCCAGAGGGAGUACCUGGACAUCUCCUUCAACACGUUCGAUAAGCUUGGAAAUGAGCAGGCCGCAGACCCAGAUCACAAAGCUUUGUCCACUUUGGAAAAGCCAAGAGAAUCUUCCUCAGCGCCGACACUCGAAGCCGCAAUGCCCGAAACAAGCCACCGUUCUUCAGUAUCUGCUCAGUACCGUCAGGUGAAGCGAGGUUCUCUGGGCGCGCUGACCAUGAGCCAACUGAUGAAGCGACAGCUGGAGCAUCAGUCCAGUGCACCGCACAACAUCAGCACAUGGGACACAGGUCAGUCAGGCAUUCGUUACACCAAGCUCAAUGACUUCUAUUUGAUCUGAUCAUAAUGAAUGCUUUUUAAUGUACUCUUAGGUCCAACAAAAACCAGUCUGCUCUCUGCACCGAGCACAGUUAGCAUGUUUGUCCCUGCACCUGAAGAAUUCAUUGAUGAGCAGCCCACCUUAAUGUCUGACAGGUGCCGGGACUGUGCGGCUGUUUUGGAAGAAUACGAUGAGGAGACACUGGGCCUAGCAGUGGUGGUGCUUUCCAUGUUCAUCCACCUCAGCCCUGAUCUGGCCGCUCCUAUGCUAUUGGACAUCAUGCAAUCUGUGGGCAGGUUGGCUUCCAGUGCUAAUUUUUCUGGACAAGCUGAGAGCAUGUUGAUCCCAGGGAAUCUUGCGGGUGUUGCCAAGCAGUUCCUCCGCUGUAUGUUCCACCAGCUGGCUCCAAAUGGCAUUUUGCCGCAACUCUUUCAAAGCAACAUUAAAGAUGGAAGUUUUCUUCGAACGCUUGCUUUGUCGCUCAUAGAUUUCAAUGAACUGAGCUCUGUCGCUGCACUGAACAUGCUGCUUGAGGGCUUGAACAACAAGAAGAGUCUACCGGCAGGAGGCACUAUGCUGCACUGCCUGGACAACAUUGCCACCUUUAUGGAAGCCCUCCCCAUGGACUCCCCGAGCAACCUGUGGACCACCAUCUGCAACCAAUUCCAAACGUUCCUCACUAAACUGCCCUCUGUGCUUCCUCUAAAGUGCCCAAUGGAUUCCAGCCUGAGGAUUAUAAUUUGCCUUCUGAAAAUCCCAACUACAAAUUCAACUCGGAGCCUCCUGGAACCUUUUUCCAAGCUGCUGAGCUUCGUCAUCCAGUACGGCAUCUUCAGCCUCUCCUACUUAGUCGAAUUAUGCGGACUCUGUUACAAAGCCUUUAACAAGGAGCGAGAUAAGUUCUACAUGUCCCGCAUUGUGGUGUUGGAACUGCUUCAGGCUCUCAAGUUCAAAUCCCCGCUACCUGACACAAACUUGUUACUGCUUGUCCAGUUCAUUUGUGCGGAUAUCGGCACACGGCUAGCGGAAUCCACCAUCAUCCAAAAGCACAUGAUCGCUACAUUGCCUGGGUGCACAACAGCAGCAAUGGAAUGCAUGAGACAAUACAUAAGUGAGCUCCUGGACUUCAUUGCAGACAUGCACACGCUAACCAAACUUAAAAGUCACAUGAAGGCUUGCUGUCAGCCACUGCACGAGGACACUUUCGGGGGGAACCUUAAAGUGGGAUUGGCGCAAGUUGCCGCCAUGGAGAUCAGCAAAGGCAAUCACCGUGACAACAAAGCCGUGGUCCGUUAUCUUCCCUGGCUUUACCAUCCGCCCUCUACCAUGCAACAAGGUCCUAAGGAGUUCAUCGAAUGUGUUUCCCACGUGCGACAACUGUCUUGGCUCCUUUUGGGUUCCCUCACACACUGCGCCCUGCAUCAGGGCUCCACUUCCUGUAUGCCCAUCCCACUGGAUGCCGGCUCCCACAUCGCCGAUCAUCUUAUUGUCAUUCUUAUUGGCUUUCCCGAACAGUCCAAGACGUCUGUGCUGCACAUGUGCUCUUUGUUCCACGCCUUCAUGUUUGCCCAGCUGUGGACCAUCUACUGCGAGCAGGCGGCCGCCGCUCCUUCUUUGCAGAACCAGAACCAGACAGAGUUUUCCUCCGGCGCCAUUCUGACAGGCCUGGAGUUCUGGAGUCGUGUAACACCCAGCAUUCUGCAGCUUAUGGCGCACAAUAAGGUGAUGGUUGAGAUGGUGUGUCUUCACGUUAUUAGCCUAAUGGAAGCUCUGCAGGAGUGCAAUUCGACCAUCUUUGUCAAGCUUAUUCCAAUGUGGCUACCCAUGAUUCAGUCCAACCUUAAGCACCUGUCGGCCGGUCUCCAGCUGCGUCUGCAGGCCAUCCAGAACCGCGUUAACCACCAGUGUCUGCAAGGUCAGAUGGCAGGCGCGCCGCCCUUCGCGCUGCGCAAGUGGCUCCAGUGCACACAGUUCAAGAUGGCGCAGGUGGAGAUCCAGUCAUCUGAGGCCGCCUCGCAGUUUUACCCCAUGUGA
Nerophis lumbriciformis (worm pipefish) is the source of this 8139-nucleotide messenger RNA. Lineage: Eukaryota; Metazoa; Chordata; Actinopteri; Syngnathiformes; Syngnathidae. The record is from RefSeq and is a predicted model, not a curated record.